This is a messenger RNA of Bacillus rossius redtenbacheri, 8901 nucleotides long. Its product is annotated as cilia- and flagella-associated protein 206. The record is from RefSeq and is a predicted model, not a curated record. Lineage: Eukaryota; Metazoa; Arthropoda; Insecta; Phasmatodea; Bacillidae. The transcript has 13 exons. Gene Ontology annotation, biological process: regulation of cilium beat frequency. Bases 5289 to 7142 code for a protein of 617 amino acids. Gene Ontology annotation, cellular component: axoneme; ciliary basal body.
ACAUUUUAUUCACAUUUAAAAAGUUACUUGUACCACGUCACACCCGUAACACUGUUUAGUACUUAAAGUUUGAAACAAAUGAAACUAAAAGUAAUAGGGAACUGAAAAUUUAUAUGCACUAUCUCAAGUCAUAUUAUAACCUACAAAUUUCAAUCACAAUUUUUUUUAGUAAGACUGCUAAUAAGAGCUGAAAAUACUGUUACGGGUGUGACAAUACAUUAAUAAUCAAUGUGUACAUAGCAUAUCAGACAUGUUUGGUUUAGAUACACUGCACAUUUCUUAGAAUUUUUUUGGGUGUUUCUUAAUACUCUUAGAGUACCUACCCAUAAGUUCAUAAUUUUCUUGAUACAUGUAUACUCAUCUAUACAUUGGUAGUGCUAACUUAACCUAUAAUUAACAUAACCUUGCUAAUUUUUCCAUUAAAUUAAUAAGUUAUUACAUUUAAAUUAUUUAUUACUAUUUAAUAAUGAUCUGGUAAGUUUAAAGUGCUUAUGGCAGUGAUCAUGUACAGUAAUAUACUAUAAGAUAAUGACUGAUUGUCAAUACUGGAAAAUGUUACUAAGACAGCUUAUUUUUUUCCUUUGUUAUAGCCUAUAUAGUACGACUAGAUGUCUUCUACUGAGAGGGUAAAAAAGUAUCGGCAAAAGUUACACCAGAAUAAAGAAGAACAUGAAAAACAUUUGGAGAAGGAAAGGGAAAGAGACAGAAAAAGACGCGACAAAGCAAGAGAAAUGUGUCAGAUAAGCAAAAAAGCAUUAAAACGUAAAAGGCUGAACGAUGCAGACAGACAAAGAAAACACAGAGAGAAAAUAAAGAAGAGAGGAGCAGCAACAAUUUCAACAGGACUGACACCUGAUAAAGAGUCAUAUUCUUGUAUCCGUUCUUUUGGAAGAGCUGUUAAUAAAGUAAGAAAGCACCUUCCGUCUAGUCCAAGGAAGAAAAGUGCAGUGGUUAAGAAACUUUUGUUAGAGGUACUACCUGAGGUAGCUAAAAAAGUUGCUAAUAUUUCUAAAACAGGAAAACAUUUACACAAAGAAACAGAAGAAAAAGUACUGGAGUUUUAUGUAAGAGAUUAUGUUAGUUGUCAAAAACCCGGUCGAAAGGAUGUUGUAAUCAUUAAAAAUCUUCAAACAGGUGAGAAAGAAUAUUUUCAAAAGAGAAUUAUGAUUACAACAAUAGGAGAGGCGUACGAGCUGUUUAUUUCUGAAUAUCCAAAUCUAGAAAUCAAGAAGUCCAAAUUUUACUCCUUGCGACCCCCGUAUGUUCUGCCAGUAGCAGAAACACCACCUAAUGUGUGUGGCUGCAAAUACCAUUCCAAUAUGCAGUUAUUAAUUGAUGCUGUGAGCAAAGCUGUUACGUUCCCUUGUCAAAUGGAUGAUCUUCUAGUUACUGCAGUAUGUGAUGAAGACAAUUACCCUUGCAUGGCUAAUUUUUGUGACCAGUGUAGACACUUUCCUAUAAUUGGGCUCAUUGAUAAAGACAACAUGGACAUAGAUGUCAAGUGGCAACAAUGGAAAGAUGUCAACCUCAUAGAGCAUACAGGAAAAAUACACAACUGCAUACAAGAAAUUCAGAAUCAAUUUCCACAAUUUAAACUGCACUGUUACAUUAAAAGAAAGCAAGCACAGCAUUUCGAAGCUACAAAAUUAAAAGUUACAACAAAUACUGCUGUUCUUCAAAUAGACUUCGCAGAAAACUAUACAGCAGGGUUUCAAGAUGAAAUUCAAAGUGCACAUUGGCACAAACAACAAGUAUCACUUUUCACUGCAGUUGCUUGGGUUGGUGUCUGCAGACGUUGUUUUGUAAUAGUCAGUGAUGACUUGAACCACAACAAAUACAGUGUCUGGGUUUUCUUAAAUAAAUUGAUCACUGUCUUGAAAGAAGAAUUUCCCAGCCUUGCACAGGUUCAUAUAUUUUUGGAUGGAAGUGCAUCUCAAUUUAAGAACCAUUACAUAAUUCUGUCUUUGACAUAUUUUCAGCAAGAUUUUGGUAUUGAUUGCACUUGGAACUUCUUUGCUACAUCUCAUGGCAAAGGGUCUGUAGACGGUGUAGGAGGGACAGUCAAACGUACAGUUUGGCGUUUAGUCAAGUCACGUCAGUGUGUUGUACAGUGUGCAGAAGACUUUUUUGACUGUGCUAGGAAUGCCUUAAAGGGGAUAACAAUCCUCUUCACAUCUGCCAUUGAGAUUAUUUCAAUGUAUGAAACUGUGUCCUCAAGAUGGGUUAAUGUUGAUCCGGUUCCAAGGCUCCAAAAACUUCACAGCUUCCAGCCUGUGACUGAAGGCGUUGUUAGAGUUGCUAUAACAUCUUAUGGUGAAAACAGUUUGGUUGUAAACUUGAAAAAUGCAUAUAAUGAGUGUGAAGUUAGUGAUGCUCCACAACCAGGCCCAUCUGCAUCAGUCAGCAUAGAGGGCACAGACAGUAUUGAAGUUGGCGACUUUGUAUUUGUGCAACUUAAUGUAAUGGGUCUUGGGACCAAAACCAAUAGCCAGAAAGACUAUUUUGCUGAAGUGCUUAGUAUUGACAUUGAAACUAACCAAGUAGUUUUAAAAUACAUGCAUCCAAGUGGGAAGAUGUGGAUCUGGCCAAAAGAAAAUGACAUUUCAACUGAGGACAUUUCUGUUAUUGUGAAUAAAUGUGAACCUCCCAAACUUGUCAAUAACCAUGGACAGUUUACAUUUAAAUAAUUUCUUUCUAGUCAAAAUGAAGUUUAAAGGAUGGUUAAAGGGCGGCUUCAGGGCAGAGCCAGUCAGGCAACUGCCCAGGGUCCCAUGACUAAUAAGGCCCAUCGACUAACAGGACCCAUCAACUUACAGGUCCCAUCGAAUAGCAGGGCCCCAUGACUACCAGGGCCCAUCGACUACAAGGGCCCAUUGACUAAUAAGGCUUAUUGACUACCAGAGCCCUUCGACUUACAGGGUCCAUCGACUACAAGGGACCAUUGACUAGAAGGGCCCCGUGCUAGCUCUUUCAUUUUAAUUUUUCUUUUGUGUUUAGUUUUCUCUGAUAAAUUUCUAUAUUAAUGAGAAAAUGGGAGUAUAAAAUCAUUUUUAGCAUGAUAUUCAAAGUGCUGGUCAAUUCGUUUUACAUUUCAAUUGAGUUUUUAUGAUUGCUUACAAUAAAAACUUUCAAAAAUUUUAUUGUCCCAUGUAAUGACGCAACUUCACCAAAAUUUGAUAAUUUGAUCAUCAAUAUUUCUAAAACUAACUCGAAUAUAAUUUAUUGGCAAAAUAUAUCAUAUUUUGUUAAGAUAUAAGAGGAAAACAUUCGCUGAAGUUUAAUUUUGAGGUUGGCUCAAAAAUGUUCCAUACCUCCCAGGCCAGUUGAUAAGGCCUCUCUCCAAAUUAUUUUUGGGCCCAGAAAAACUAAAUUUUUAAAAGACCCCACAAAUUCUAGGGCCCCCAUUCGUUGUUGGCAAUAGUUUAAGCACAAAAAAUAAAAUUAAACUUGCUUCACUAUCUUCACCGUCUUCACUAUCUUGUUCUCUUAUGUGUCCUUAACGUGUUUGCAACGGACCAGAGCUCUAGCCCGUCAAUACUCACCUGCAUGUGUCUUUCUACUGUCGUCUGUGACCAACCGUAGUCUUCCUUCCGUUCCUUCUCCUGGUUUAUUUCAAAAUAAAGUGAAAACACAAUAAUAAAACAUUAAAGCUGCUACAAACAAUUUUAAUAUUAUUAAUUAGGAAUUAUGAAUGUCAAAAUUUCAUUGCCAGAAUGAACUGUUGUCUAUGCUAACAACACAGACAUGUAUCUGAGCUAUGUUUAGUUUGAUUGGAUUUUUGGUGUGAAAUGCUCAUUAUAAAAUCUUCUUGGUUGUAUCUCUUAAUGUUGUUAUUGCCAAAUGCAAAGUCUCAUCUUUUAAUAUCAAACAUCACUCUGUUUGCUUCAACUUUGUCUUCUGAUAGACGCAUGGUAUUAAUGAUUCUGACAACUUGCUGGCUGCCGACAGGAAAUCUGUAACGUUGGUUUCAGCUUUUGACUGCUUCACUCAACAUUGCAGCACAUUUUUGACCUUUGCGCCUACCCCAUCCACAACCCCUUUGCCUUCCUCAAGUCUUCCAGAAAAUUUCUCAUUUUCCCUUGCCUCUUUACUCUUAUCACUCAUACGAUUCUUUAAAUCUUCAGGUGUCUCUAAUUUUCGUCUAAAUUUACUUGUUCCAUCUCAUACACAUUAUGAUGACUAGUGUAAAUGAGUUAGCUAUAAAUGAUUUUGUGCAGAAAAUGGUAAAAGUUUACUUUUUGCUUCCAGAUUUAAGUUUUUGUAUCAGGGAUGUUACUAGGCAAUGGAAUUAUGAGCCCAGUUGUACAUCCGUGACAAGUAUCUAAGGGUGGAUCCAGAUUGAGGGUUUAGGGGUGUACAUUUAGUACAUUCAGAAUUGAAAUAUUUGUGCAGUUUAUUUGUGGUUCAAAAAGUCCUGUCUUAUAUAGCACUGCAGUAAAUAAUACUUCAGUAAUUUUGGUAUAGACUAUGAUAAGUAAUUCGGAGAAAAUCUGAAAAUUAUUCUGUGUUCAGAGGGGUGGUGUUAAGUAUUCCGCCAGUGAAAGUCAGGGGUGGGACAUGUAUUAACAUUUAAAAUUACUUGAUUAACUUUUAGAAGAGUAUAAUUAAAUCAAAGAUCUUUUCUACAAAAUUCAACAGUGUUCAACAAUUUCCAAACAGAAAUGCUUAGCUAGUAAUUAAUAAAAACUACUUUUAAAACCAUUUUUGUAAUAGGUGUGAAGAGACUAGCCCUGUUCAAUUCAUUCUAAUGUGUGAUCAAAGACAGUUGCUGUAUUUAUUUUCUGCAUCAGACGUGUGAAAUGUUAAACGUUAACAAUUUUGCAAUGGUUAAAAAAUUAACAACUAAAGUGACAUUUAUUUAUGUUUAUACAGUUGAUGAUUAUAACAGUAAUAAUAAGAAAUGUCCUUACAUUUUUAAACUAAGUUUUAUUUAAGGUUUCAACUUCUGUUUUAUCUAGCAUAGUGAUGGUUAUAAAAAAUUUAGAUUUUACUUUGCAAACUAAUGGUUUAACCAGUAAUUUUUAUUAUUUUAUUUUUUUUAUAAAAUAGUAAAUGAUGAUCAAAAAAAAUUGGUUUCAUAUGUCCAAUUGACAUUAGUACCUAUAUACUUAUGUAAAUUUAAUUUUGUAAUUGACUUUGUUGGACUUGCAUAAUAAAAGUACAUGCAAAUGGUCAUGUUUAUUAAGUAAAUUUUUGUGAAGGAGUUAUUUCUUUGCACUUUAUUUAAACUAAAUUUUAAUGAUGUGUUUCAUGGCCAUGUCGUAAGGUAAACGAAGAAUCACAUCAACAUGUACACAGCUGCACAAUUGAAAACUGUAGCUCAGGAAGUUGUCAGACACUGCUUGUCGAAAGGGAUUCAUGUAACAGAAGAAUGCGCAGAAUUUGUGUUAAAACUGCUGCUAUCAGACCCUAGCAGUGAUUUUUCCUCGGGAGUGCCAAUUAACGAAGACGACCUCAAGCACUUGAUGAAGCUAUGUGUCAGCAAGCUGACCUCUGAGAAGGACUCCCUGUCGCUUGCGACAAUCAAGAUGCAGGUCUACUUCAACACCAACUAUGCUUCUCGAGAAGACGCGGCGUCGAGGAGCCGGGAGGAGACGCGGGCCCGGGCGUCCCCGCUAGUGAAGGAGAUCGUGGAGACGGGAGCGGCCGACUGCAGGGCGGAGCUGGAGGGCCUGUACCGCCGGCUGGUGAUGGCGGUGGUGCUCUGCUCGGGCCUGGGCCACCCGGCGAGUCCUGGCGUCCUCAAGGAGGCCACCGCUGCGUUGCAGAGCGUGUUCCCGCUGAGCGAGCUGAGUCAGUUCCUGAGCCUCGGUCGCCGGGACCGCGAGAGACAGCUCGCCGAGCUCACCCAGGUCGUGACCGGCAUACGGCUGUUCAACCGCGACUGCCAGAAGGGAGGCGACGGGAUUGACGACCUGCCCAGCGUGCUCCAGCGGGCGCUGACGAGCGCGCACGGCGGCCUGGAGGGCGGCCUCAGGGAGCUGAUGGGCCGCGCGAGCGUGCUCACGGCCGCGGUGGACGCGGGCUGGCGGGGGCUGGCGCUGACGGGCCGCGCGCGCGUUUCCUGGGCGGAGGUGGAGCGCUGCCGAGACGCGCUGCUGCUCGCCCGGCAGCAGGAGGUGUACCUCCGGAGGCUGCUGGCGGACGUGGAGUCCUCGCAGAGCUGCGUGGAGGAGCUCCUGGUCGGACUGCAGGCGACGCUGCUGCAGAUACACGGCUCCGUGCGCUACCGCACCGCCGUGCCGACCGUCGAGGUGUACCCGAACUUUAUAAAGCUGUCGGACAUCUGGUGCGGACUUCAGGACGAGAUGGCCGUGCUGACCGGCAUCAGCAGCGUCAUGUGGAGCCUGCACGACUACGCAGAGGCGCUGGACGGCAUAGACGACGCCCUCCUGCGGUCGAUGCUGGGCGACGAGCUGGUGCUCUCGGACGAGGCGCGCCUGCAGGCCAGCAUGGGCGCCCUCAUCGACCAGGCCGGCAUGGCCUGCCCGGUCGUCCACCCGGCCUCCUCCCCCGACUUCGACCGCAUCUGCCUGCAGUACCAAGGCUUCUGCCCCUGGGUGCUGGCGAAGGGACGCGGUGCCUUGGUCCCGGCCAAUCAGAACAUAGGAGUGGUCAGCUGGCAGGGAAAAUACUACGCCUUCUCUUCCCCGGAGGCUGCCUACGAGUUCGACAAGGAUCCCGAAUAUUACGUGACCACCAUCGCUGCACUGGCCCACUUCGUUCCGGAGCUCAUCAACUUCCUUGAGACGGACGUGCAGACCUUGCCUUCGAAGACUGACGAUGAGCUGAAGCUGAAGUCUGCGGAGAUCGCGAAGCAAGACUACGGCAUGCAGACGGAGCUCCACCCUGUGCCGUCCAACAUCGACCCGAGCUAUUCCUGGAACGUGUGGGACCUGAAGAGACAGGCCGUUCAUCUGGCCGACAUCUGCAACUCGCGGACGCGCAGCACGCAGACGCUGGCGACGCGCGGCCGCCUGAGCAUCGGCUGCCAGGCGCGGCCGCCGCGCGACGCCUGCAGCCAGACGAGGCGAGAGAGCUGCACCUCCAUGCCGCAGCCGCGCAGCUUCAUCUUCGGGCUGCGCGGCCGCCGGGAGAACAUCCAGCACGUCGUCUCCAUCACGCAGCACCUGCACGGCUGACACCGGUCGUAGUUGUCCCGUGAACCUCGGUCUGAAGUCGCUAGAAUAAAAAAUAUAUAUAUCCAGUAUCCACACAUACUUAUCACUAGGGACACCUGUACUUCGCGAAUACAUUUAGUGUCAAGGUAUUUCACAAAAUACUGUAGCUUUCCUCCUGUGGUUAUUGGCCGAGGUCGGUGGUAGGUGUCGUCCCGCUCCUGAUGGGGCUGAUGAGAAUGUGGUCACCUUUACUGCUGCACCCUCACAAUUUGCCAUAUGACUUAGAAAAAAGCUACAGUGUUUUGUGAGAAAUACCUUGACGUGAAAUGAAAUCGCGAAAUACAGGUGUCCCUACUUAUCACUUACUAAGAGGAGAGGAGACGUGGUGUUGUUUUAAUGCUAUCAACCUAUUUGUUUCCGAUAGCGAUGGAAAUUUUUAAAUUACAAGUAAUUGUGCUACCAAUAGCAAUUAUUAUAUAAUACUUACCACUUUUAUUUGUUACACUAUAGAAAAAUUAAUUUAUAACUUGUGAUGUACUUGUGAAAGAAAGAAAGUUAGCAUGUAUGGUAGAGUUCUUUUUAUUUUAAUUUUAUAAAAAUUAAUUACUAAGGAUUUUUUAACACAAUAAUCCUAAUUACAUAAAUUUGGAUGAUGAUGAUAAUUACAAUGAUAAUUAACUGAUUUAAAGCAGCAGAGACUGUGUUUUAAAGACUACAAAAAUGGUUAUUUUUUGUGUUUUUUCUCAGUUUUCAAUGUGUCUUAAAAAAGAGAAUAUAUUAUUUAUAUCGAGUUACUUAUAAUUUGUAAUAUUAAUUGUUAUGUAGAUAUUCCACUGAUUCUUGGUGGAAGACAGAAUAAAAUUUAUUGGCUUCAGUGAAUCUAGCAAAACUCUCAAUCUUGGACACUUCUCUUGGACACUUUACCCGGACUGUCCGGGUAAAUCAAACACAUGAUGCGUCAAGCCUAAGAGUGGGUGUGGAUGUUCCUCGUUGAACUCUCAUUGGCCAGCCAGUUACCUGUGUUUUGUUUAUUCCGUCGCCACAAGUCCCCAACUCAUCUUGCCUCUUCUCUUAUUUGUUCAGAUCUCUGUUCUUUGGAUAGGAAGGCAGACUAUCUUUGAUCUCACUGAACUAAGCUUCACUCAGUUUGGAUCAGUAUCCAGAUUAUGAUUGAACUGCGUUUUCUGUGCUGAAAACUUUGGCUAAUCAACAUAACAAAAACACAUCUAUCAUAAUAAAUAAUGUAUUUUUAUCUGAAUACAAAUUAGGAGCAUCCACAACAUGCAACUGAGUCGUAUUAUAAUAACAUAUGGCCACACAUUGGGAGGUACAGCUACUACAAUACUGCAAUCCACCAAAAUAAUACAAGAAACUUUGUUUAUUUGUCAAAGAAUACAUAUAUAUCACUAUCAUCUGUAUGAAAAAUUUUAAUAAAAAAAGUGGGGUUGUCUGUAAAGUCGGUUUACGGACGAUAAUUUUACGUGGUAACGUCAUAAAGAAAACAUUCAUGAAAAAUUGCAUACUUUUUAAUUUUCAAUUAUUAUUUACAGUUUUUGCACAUUUAAUUUAAAUAAUUUGUUUAAAUAUAAUCACGAACAAUUAGUUAAAAAGCUGGCCUUAACCUGUUUGAUAUUAUAGAAGAUUUUCUCGCACGGUGGUUGGCCAAUCUUGCACGCUUGGCUCAGGCGGAACGUGACAAUGAGUCAUGCUUUUCGUGCGUGCAGCCUGUGUUCAUCGAUUUAUAAUACGUUAUCACGUCAAUAAUAAAAUUUUGCCUUUA